Molecule: messenger RNA, 771 nt
Organism: Rubroshorea leprosula
Lineage: Eukaryota; Viridiplantae; Streptophyta; Magnoliopsida; Malvales; Dipterocarpaceae
Source: the annotation of a GenBank genome assembly
AAAAGUUGAGGGACUAAAAAGAAAAGAAAUUAGGAUAAGGAUCAAGGCUGAUAUUUCUCUCCUCAGCCACAUGUUUUGCUCAUCCUUAUCUUCUUCUUCUCCCCGAUGCUCUGCCCCCCGACCCUCUGCACCCGACGAGCUCCCCCCGUUACCGCCACCCAUUUUCCGGCCGGAAAUCCGGCAAAGCUUGGGGAUUUUCUCCUUCUUCUCUUGUUCUUGAACCCAGAAAUUUUCCCCUUGCUGGAAAUCCCGGAUCUGCUCUGCUUCUUCCUCCCUUGUCCGUCGGGUUCUGCUGGGUUUGAAUCCUUCGGCCUUUUCUGCCGUGAGUUUCCCCUGAAUUUUCUGUACAUGCCGCCGGCCUCCACCCCAAACCCGCCAGCUCCAGCCUUGCUUGCUGAAAAUUUCUGGUUUUGAUCGUUCUGUCACCGUAGCGCUUGGGUUAGCCUUCUGUUCUGUGCGAGUGAGGAAACGAAACUGAGGACGGGGAAACCGAGGGGAGUGACGAGUUAGAAGGCUAGCCAUUCAAUUGGGGUAUAAGUUUUAGAUUUUAUCAUCCUUUUGUAAGGUUGAUUUUAUUCAUGAGAUUUUGUGAUUUGGAUAAGUUCCGAGCCUUGUGCACUUGUGGGACCCGUCUUACGAGUGCACGGCGUCUGUCACGUCCUCGGAUUUGGGUUCUGGGGCGUGACAAUAACCUCCCCCACUAGCAGGGUCACUAAUAACAUAUCGACAUGUGCCGACAUGUGCUAGCGCUUAUAAACUCCCCCACUAGCA